Molecule: messenger RNA, 308 nt
Organism: Laccaria bicolor S238N-H82
Lineage: Eukaryota; Fungi; Basidiomycota; Agaricomycetes; Agaricales; Hydnangiaceae
Exons: 1
Coding region: 48-308 (86 amino acids)
Source: RefSeq, a predicted model, not a curated record
UAACAGUGUAGAUUUUAUAGACAACUUAUGAUACAGGAAGGGAGGCUAUGUACAUUAGGAGACAGCCCCUCCUCCUCGAGAACGGUAGGGGCCCCUACGAUGUCUAUGCGGGUUCCUACCUGAUCCUCGCCGUCUGCCGUUCACUCGCAUCGGGCUGUACACGCUGGUGUUUGGCUCGAAACAGAGCUUUCGGCCCUACACGUUGGUGUUGGGGUCGUACAUCCGACAUUGGGUUAGAGAGGUCGGCGUUGGUCGUACACACUGGCGUUGGGCUCAAAAUGUCAGUGUUCGGUUGUAUAUGCUGGUAA